This is a messenger RNA of Bufo bufo (common toad), 2419 nucleotides long. It is a transcript of the gene AP3M1, whose product is annotated as adaptor related protein complex 3 subunit mu 1. Gene Ontology annotation, biological process: endocytosis; intracellular protein transport. Gene Ontology annotation, cellular component: clathrin adaptor complex; cytoplasmic vesicle. NCBI's taxonomy places the organism in Eukaryota, Metazoa, Chordata, Amphibia, Anura, Bufonidae. The record is from RefSeq and is a predicted model, not a curated record.
AUGAUCCACAGCCUCUUUCUGAUCAAUGGUUCUGGUGACAUUUUCUUAGAAAAGCAUUGGAAAAGUGUUGUGAGCCGCUCAGUCUGUGACUACUUCUUUGAAGCUCAGGAAAAAGCAGCAGAUGUGGAGAAUGUGCCCCCAGUCAUCCCAACUCCGCACCACUAUCUUAUCAGCAUUUACAGAGAAAAAAUAUUCUUUGUGGCAGUAAUUCAGAGUGAAGUGACGCCACUUUUCGUAAUUGAAUUCCUGCAUCGCGUUGCUGACACAUUUCAGGAUUACUUUGGAGAAUGCUCUGAGAACUGUCUGAAAGACACUGUGGUCGUUGUAUAUGAGCUACUGGAAGAAAUGCUGGAUAAUGGAUUUCCUCUGGCAACGGAGUCUAAUAUUCUGAAGGAAUUGAUCAAUCCCCCUACAAUCCUGAGAUCUGUAGUGAACUCCCCUCACAGGUCUGGAGUAGCAAUAUGGGGGAAACUCUGGCCAACUGGACAGCUCUCAAAUAUACCCUGGAGAAGAGCAGGAGUGAAAUAUACACAACAAUGAGGCCUAUUUGAUGUAAUCGAAGAAGUGGAUGCAAUCAUAGACAAGUCAGGUUCCACUGUGUUUGCAGAGAUUCAAGGAGUCAUUGAUGCUUGUAUAAAGAUGACUGGGAUGCCUGAUCUUACACUGUCCUUCAUGAAUCCUAGGCUUCUGGAUGAUGUCAGCUUCCACCCAUGUGUGCGAUUCAAGCGCUGGGAAUCUGAGAGAGUUCUGUCCUUCAUUCCCCCUGAUGGUAACUUCCGGUUGAUGUCAUAUCGUGUAAGCUCACAAAACCAGGUUGCAAUUCCAGUGUAUGCAAAACAUAAUAUAACCUUCCAGGAGAACAGUUCAAGUGGAAGGUUUGAUGUGACUGUGGGUCCCAAGCAGAACAUGGGCAAGACUGUGGAAAACAUUAUUUUAACUGUCCACAUGCCCAAAGUUGUACUGAACAUGAACCUCACACCAACUCAGGGAAUUUAUACAUUCGAUCCUGUUGCCAAAGUGCUUACCUGGGACAUUGGGAAGAUUGCCACACAAAAGCUACCUAAUCUAAAGGGAAGCGUCUCCCUGCAGUCUGGUGCACCCAAACCAGAGGAGAACCCAAGUUUGAACAUGAACUUCAAGAUCCAACAGUUUGCAAUCUCAGGACUAAAAGUGAAUCGACUGGAUAUGUAUGGAGAGAAAUACAAGCCUUUCAAGGGAGUGAAAUAUCUUACCAAAGCAGGAAAAUUCCAGGUGCGCACAUAACACAUGCUGUGCUCACACUGGGGAGGAGCGGACAGUACAUCUACCCCUGACCUAGCCAUUUCACUUUGAAAUUUAGGUCAUAUAAGUUUCCAAUUUUUUGCUCUGCAUAGGAAGCAGAAAUUUGACACUUACCAUUUAGGGGUCCUAGAAGAUGUCAGCUGCUAAAAUGCUUGAAGGGCUUGUCUCAGGCAAGAUGAAACUAAGGCCCGACUACCAGUUGGUGGGAAAACAGCAGAACUGGCUUGUGCACCACUGUUUUUAGUAGCUUUCAUUGCAGUGCGUGGAAGCUACGGAAGCAACGUAGCAUAGCUUACUGUGAUGCACUGUUUCCAUAGCUUCCAUGCAUUGCAUUGGCAGCUACUAAAAAGGCUGCUUCCUGGUGGUCGGGGUAUAGUUUAAUUUUGUCUUAGUAAUGGUGAUAUGGGGCAACUCCUUUAAAUAUAAAAAGGGGAGCAACUUAAACUAUUCCAGGGAAGGACUGUACAAAUGUUCUCAUUAUGUAGAGUAGCAUUGGGACUCCUCUGUAUAAUAGAACCAUAACCCAUAAAGAAGAUGCCAUAAACAACCUCUUGAUACCUUAGGCCAGUCAAGAAGACUCUGUAGGUACUAAUUAGCUGCUAUUGUUAAUUUAUUUAACUAAAAUAACAGAUGUAUGCUGUCCAUAUCACAUGGCUUUGAAAACCCAAAAAUAUCCAGUGAAACAGUUGUAUAUUGCAUAUCUCUAGAGUAACCAGUUCUAGUCUGCUGAGUCCAGGUAUAUAUUGUAGCAUUCAGUUCAGACUGGGUCUUACUUGUGUAUAACAAUAUUCUAUACCUUGUGCUCUUAUGAAAUGUUGAGACACACACCCAAGUAGUGACUUGUACUAUAACGUAUUAGCAUUGGUAAUGAAUUGUCCUCGUUAUUCCUGCCUCUCUGCCAAGUUAAAUGCCUUAAUUCUUUCACUGACAAAGGAUCUGCAGAUCUGUCAGUAAAAAGAGUUUUUCACCUGUGCCACUUUCUUAUGUUUAAAAUCUGUGUUGAUUCAUUUGGUGCCAUUAUGUUUGUAAUGAGGGUUACCUUUAUGUUAAGGUGAAGCCAGAGUGCACAACUUGUAAUACAAUUUGGGUAUGAAAUGUACACAUUUCUAAAUAAAGACAAAAUAAAUAUAUAUUCACU